AUGGUUCGUCUCUUGUCUGCCUUGAUGGGACUGGUGAUUCUACAGACUGCCGCCGUUCUAUCAUCCGAAGCACAGGAAUGCACUCUGGAAUGCCCCAUAGAUGCUCCUUGUCAAAUUGGUUCGGCCAACUUGGCAGCACACACAAUUUCCCUUGGAGAAGGUGCCCCUUCCAAUACCAACGGCAUGCACUGCGCUUGUCCCUAUGGAUGGACGGGCGUCCUCUGCGAUCACAAGUACGAAUCCUGUGACGAAGGACACAAGUGUUAUCACGGAGGAGAAUGCGUUCCCGGAAUGAAGGACAAGUUUGGAAACGACCAACUCUUUUGCGAUUGCAUCAAUGCUGAGGAAUCUGAUGGAACUCGCUAUGUUGGAAAAUACUGCGAGACGCCUUUUGAAAAGCUCUGUGACGCGGAUGGAAAUACUUUUUGUGUCAAUGGUGGUGAUUGCAAUCCAAGUUUUCCAACCUACGAUCCCAAUCCUUGCAUUUGCCCGGAUGGCUGGGAAGGCACUCAUUGCGAAUUCAAAAGGGGAAGCGUCCCGGACUGUACCCUGGAUUGCCAAAAUGACGGCCUUUGCGUAGUUGGCAUUCGAGAUCCCUCCGAAGCCAAGACGAUGCGUCACGUUUGGUCCCAACAAGAAAUUGACGAUCACAUGCAAUGUCUCUGUACGCAAGAUUUUGGUGGACCACUUUGCGAGGCCUCGGCCGAAGAUUGUGGUGGUGAUACCUGUUACCACGGUGGAAGCUGUGUGGAAACCAAAUACACGAAUUCCAUGGGUGUCUCCACCCAAGAAUAUCACUGCGACUGUACCACUGCUGCCGACCAAGACAAACUGUUUGCUGGCAAAUACUGCCAAUAUCCUUCGGAAAGAUCUUGUUCGGACAGCAAUGAAAAUUUGUGGUGCACCAAUGGCGGAACCUGCAGUGCCGAUUCCACGAAAGGAUGCGAUUGUCCUCCCGGGUACAAGGGCUUCAAGUGCGAGUACCGGGACGAAUCGUACUUUGAUAACAAUGACAAGGACAUGGAUCAUUUUGAAAAAUGCGGCGAUGUCUAUUGCUUCAAUGGCGGAGAAUGUGUUACUACCACCCUCCGACUCACGGACGGAAGUAUCGAGGCUCAACAGAGCUGUGAUUGCACUCACACCUUUGACGGAGUCCAUUAUUGGGUCGGAUCUAGUUGUCAAUACAAAUCGACCAGCACCUGUGGUAAUACCGACAAGAUGUUUUGUGCCCAUCAAGGAGAAUGUCCCACUCUGGAGAACGACAGGAGCUGCAAGUGUCCUGAUGGAUGGGAAGGAGAUCACUGCGAAAUUCAUAUUUACGCUCUCGAAGAUGAAUAUCCAAAUGAUCCCACCUGCGGCGAGAAAGUUUGCUUGAAUGGAGGAUCUUGCGUGGAGACACGAGUGAUCCGAGGCGCCAAUACACUUUCGGAAUUCCACUGUGACUGUUCCACCGCCUUUGAUGACAAUUUUCACUUUGCUGGAGAGUCUUGCCAAUAUCCUUCGACUCAGACAUGCACCCACGAUGGCGAUUCCAUGGAAGGAAGGAAAUUCUGCACCAACUUUGGAACUUGUCAAGACGAUCCUAAUGCUGGAUGCAAGUGCCCAGCAGGAUUCAAGGGCUUUUCUUGCGAAUUUGAAGAUCUCGUCAAUGAUCCAGUCAUUGAGAACCAACCAGAUGGCUACGAGACUUGUGGAGACGACCUCGUUUGUCAUAAUGGUGGUACUUGUGUUACGUCACUUUUCUAUGCGGAAGAUGGAACUUCCUCCGAAUCCAAGCAUUGCGAUUGUAGCACAGCCAUUACCGAAACCACUGCUUGGGCCGGGAAAAUGUGCGAGUUUGAAGCUUCCAAGUUCUGUACCAAGCCAUUGGAAGGAAUGGGAUUGGAGAGCACAUACUACUGCGUCAACAACGGGGACUGUAAUCCGAAUGAUGUCCGUCAAGGUUGCGAUUGUAAAGCUGGAUUUACUGGCUUUCGAUGCGAGUUUCUUGAAGAAGCUAGUGACAUCUUGGACGAUCCUGCCAACAACAAUAACGAAGUAGCUUGCGGAGAUUUGACUUGCUACAAUGGCGGAAAAUGCGAGACUAUUGACACGACAGAUACCAACACUGGUGAAACGUCUAUUCUCUACGAAUGCAACUGUGUUGGAGCCACCGAUGGAUCCUAUUUCUUUGCUGGCCCUGAUUGCAAUUAUCAAUCUUCAGAUAUUUGCUCGCAGGAUAACCCAGCAGGAAUGUUUUGUGUCAAUGGUGGUCAAUGUGAUGGCAUCGACAAUUGUAAAUGUCCUUCGGGAUGGACCGGCAGCAUGUGCGAUGUUCUUGUCAAGGAUGACCAACACGCCGACCAAGGAGAAAAAUGCGGAGAAGGUUACUGCUACAACGGUGGACAAUGUGUUCAAACACAAAUCAACAUGCCAGGUGGCAACACCGUUACCGAGUAUCACUGUGACUGUGCGUCUGCGUUUGAUGACACCCAUCGCUACGGAGGCAUUUCCUGUGAGCACAAGUCGACAAGCUUCUGCUCCCGAUCCAAUCAAGGAGAUUCCCUGGCAAGCGUGGUGUUCUGCGCCAACAAUGGAAAAUGUGACGAUGAGAAUCCCGAUCGUGGUUGCAACUGUAAACCUGGAUGGACUGGUCUUGCCUGCGAAUUCCGCGAUGAGCCAGACGGAGAAGCCGAAGAUAAUGGAGCUGACAAUGCAGAGCCAUGCGGAGAUUUAGCUUGUUUCAAUGGUGGCCAAUGUGUCUCUACUACCAUCACCGAUGCGUCGGGACAAAAGAAGGACAUGAACCAUUGCGAUUGUUCCAGCGCCUUUACAGAUACUGACACGUUUGCAGGCGCUCAAUGCGAGUACAAGCAAACUACUUUCUGUUCGGAACCGGCGCAAGGAGAAGACCUAUCCGCCGUCCAGUAUUGCACCAAUAAUGGAAGCUGCCGAGAGAACAUUCUUUCUGGAUGCGAUUGCCCAGAUGCCUUCUUUGGCUUUAGAUGCGAAUAUGCUUCAGACGCUACUGAAUUGGUGGACAAGGCCGACGAUCCAUUGAUUGUCGACGAAUACGUGGAGUGCGGGGAUGACUACUGCUACAAUGGUGCAACUUGUGAGACUUUUGUUCUUGGAAAUGGUCAGUCGGACUACCGUUGCAACUGUGAUACUGCCGCAACUGGCUCGAGUCUCUUUGCAGGCAAGAAUUGCCAAUAUGAAAUGACUUCCCUUUGUACCAGCGGCACUCUUGAUUCACUCAGCACAGCAGACUUCUGCGUCAAUAAUGGUAAAUGUCCUGAAGGCGACGAUGACGUUGGCUGCUCUUGUCCUUCUGGUUACACUGGCUACCGAUGCGAUGAACCAAUCUACGCAAAUGAAGACAACGAGGACAACGUCAUUCCUAACGAUCCUGAAGAGCGAGAGGACGACACAGACUUCUAUCGUUGCAAGCUGGAUUGCAAAAAUGGUGGUCAGUGUGCCAAGGGUGCUAAGGAUCUAUCCCAUUUGGAUGGUGCAGUUGAUCACGUGGCUCACUUGAAUCAAACCUAUGACGAACGAUACUUCGAACAUUGUGAAUGCGAGGAAGGAUGGUUUGGGUUGGAAUGCGAACACAAAGCCGAAGUGUGCGGUGCCGACGAGCAUCUCUGUCUUCAUGGCUCGAAGUGCGUCAAGAAUAAUCAACAGCACGGUUGCGACUGUUCUCAAGCCGACGAGGCGCUUGGAGUCAAAGAUAGUAGCUUGUUCGCUGGAGAUUCGUGUCAGCAUCCCGCUACUGAUAUUUGCACAUACGGAAAUAACGUCCCAGGACGCCCAUUGUACUUCUGCACCAAUCAAGGAACCUGCAACGAUUACGUCUCUCCCUCGGACCCAAAUCCAGGAUGCUCAUGCCCUCCUGAAUGGACUGGACCACACUGUGAAAUGAGAUUUGAUGCACAAAUAUCGGAGGAUACAAAAUCACCAGCAUCGAAUUCUAACGUUGCAAUGGGGCUUGCAAUCGCCUUCCUGAUCAUGGGAAUCAUGGCAUUUACCUACAUUUUCAUGAACAAGCGACCAAGGGAUCCUUCCAGUACUUGCAUGCCAUUCCGCAGACGCAAAACACAUUCCGGAUUUGAUCCUGAUGAUGACAGCAAUAACAUUGCUCCCAAGCGGUCGACCUUUGCCAGUCCCUCCAACGAUAUGAACCCACCACCAUCGAGAACUUUUGCCUUGCGAAGUGGAUCAGAUCCAAUGUCGGCAUUCCAACUGGAUCCUGAUGACGAACCUGAGCAGUUCCGAGAUGAUCCCAGAUCAUCAUAUCGUGAUGAGCCAACAUCAGGGUACCGUGAUACUCAAUAUCAAGACGACCCUGAUGAUGAGCCAGAUUCCCCGGUCUUUGUCGAUGUUGGUCCAUCUAGAGAUGAAGAUGGGAAUCAACUCAAUGAUGUUGAAUUCAUCUAG
Molecule: messenger RNA, 4416 nt
Organism: Cylindrotheca closterium
Lineage: Eukaryota; Bacillariophyta; Bacillariophyceae; Bacillariales; Bacillariaceae
Source: the annotation of a GenBank genome assembly